This is a messenger RNA of Amphimedon queenslandica, 964 nucleotides long. Its product is annotated as N-acetyltransferase ESCO2-like. NCBI's taxonomy places the organism in Eukaryota, Metazoa, Porifera, Demospongiae, Haplosclerida, Niphatidae. Gene Ontology annotation, cellular component: chromatin; nucleus. Gene Ontology annotation, molecular function: protein-lysine-acetyltransferase activity. Bases 49 to 819 code for a protein of 256 amino acids. The transcript is spliced from 9 exons. Gene Ontology annotation, biological process: mitotic sister chromatid cohesion. The record is from RefSeq and is a predicted model, not a curated record.
AAGUGAUCACGUGACUAAGAGGUGUGGGGAAGCAAAGGGCGGGAAAACAUGGCGACCGUGAGGAAAAGGCCUUUGAUUGAAAUGAUCGACGUCUUAGGAAAGAAUCCCAAGAAGCCAAAAAUACUAGCAACAAAGCAGCUUCACUUAGACUUUGGUCAAAAAUUUUUUGGCCCUGUCCAGUGCAAGCGUUGUGGCAUGUUGUACUCAUACGGACAGUCACAGGAUGAGCUGGAUCAUUACGAGUACCACAAGAAGAUAACAAGUGGAAUAAGAUUCGAUGGAUGGAAGAAUGAGAGGAGGGUUGAAGCAAUAGAGUCCUUUGACAGAGUCUCAUCACAUCCACCAAUGAAGGAUACCAGGAUAUUGUUAGUCUUACCAACCGACAUUAAAGCCCAUCUGAAGAAGAUUGAUAGUAUAAUAGCCCAUAUUGAUAAUGAAUUAGGAAUCAGUACUACUGGUACUCUUAAUCCCAAUGCAAAGUUACUGAUGUGUAUUAGUAAUCGUAAGGUGGUUGGAUGUAUUGUAGUGGAGAGUAUCACUGAGGGAUUUAGGAUUAUGUCGAACGAUGAAAAUAACAGCUCCAGCUGGUCCUGCAGUGAGAAGUCUGAGCCAGCAUUGAUGGGUGUUAAUAAAGUAUGGGUGUUUGAUUCAUUUAGAAGAAAAGGGAUUGCUAGAAAGUUAUUAGAUGCUGCUAGGCAUAAUUUUAAACCAGGGCAUAUCAUUCCUAAGGAGGCCAUUGCUUUUACUGAUCCUACAGUAGAUGGCAGACAUUUUGCAGUCAGUUACUGUGGAACUCCAAACUUUCUAAUCUAUAGAUGACACAAGAAUGGAAUCUUAACCAAACAGUGAACAUGUAUCAUAAUAAUAUAAAAAAUGAUGUGAUUAUUGUGUAUUAAAGCACUUUUUAACACUUUUGCAUAAAAUUUUCAACAAAUAGAAGAUGAUAAAAUUAGGGGUUAUCUAA